Octodon degus (degu) is the source of this 6558-nucleotide messenger RNA. It is a transcript of the gene Tbc1d4, whose product is annotated as TBC1 domain family member 4. The record is from RefSeq and is a predicted model, not a curated record. NCBI's taxonomy places the organism in Eukaryota, Metazoa, Chordata, Mammalia, Rodentia, Octodontidae. The transcript is spliced from 20 exons. Bases 560 to 4432 code for a protein of 1290 amino acids.
GAGCGGCCCGGCGAGGCCACGUUUUGUUUUUGUUUUUCACCGGAACAGUUCUCGCAGGCCCUUCCCCUGGACGAGCGCGCCGCAGCCGGCAGCCCCGACCUUCCAGGUGACAGCCGGUCACCCUGGUAGGAGUCAGCUCCGCCCCGCGCGCCCCCUCCCGCGCACCGCCCCAGUCCCCGCCCAGCCUCAGUGUCUGCCCGAGGCGAGGGGAGGUGUCGCGCGGCCGCGAAGGGCUGCAACGCUCCGGCGGGCGGCAGCGGGACCCCUGGGCUGGUGCUCGCUCGGCGGGCGACGGCAGAGGAAGGGGUGGUGACCCGGACACGAGCCGAGGGCAGGGCGCGCCCCUGUAGCCUUCCGCCCUCCCGCCCGCUGCUGGGCACUCGCCUUGCCGCCCGCAGCUCGAGCUCUCAGCCGCCCGGAGCAGCGCUGCCCGGGGAAGGGCCGCCGACGCGCGGGGGCCCGGAGCAGUAGUUGGCACAGUUUCGGCUUCGCCCGCAGAGGGGGAACUGGGGGUGCGGCGCGCCCGGCGGGCUACCACGGUGCUCUGGUGGGGCGCGCCAUGGAGCCGCCCAGCUGCAUUCAGGAUGAGCCCUUCCCGCACCCCCUGGAGCCCGAGCCGGGCGCCACAGCGCAGCCGGGGCUCGGGAAGCCGGGCGACAAGCGGUUCCGGCUGUGUUACGUGGGAGGGUCCUGCCUGGAUCGCAGGACCACGCUGCCCAUGCUGCCCUGGCUCAUGGCCGAGAUCCGCCGGCGCAGCCAGAAGCCCGAGGUCGGCGGCUGCGGGGCAGCGCGCGAGGUCCUCCUGGUGCUCAGCGCGCCCUUCCUGCGCUGCGUCCCCACGCCGGGGUCCGGAGGCCAGGGGGGCGGCAGCCCUGCGGCCGCGCAGCCCAACCCGGCCGUGUUCAUCUUCGAGCACAAGGCGCAGCACAUCUCGCGCUUCAUCCACAACAGCCAGGACCUCACCUACUUUGCCUACCUGAUCAAGGCGCAGCCCGACGACCCCGAGUCGCAGAUGGCCUGCCAUGUUUUCCGCGCCUCAGACCCGAACCAGGUUCCUGAUGUAAUCAGCAGCAUAAGGCAAUUAUCCAAGGCUGCCAUGAAAGAGGAUGCCAAACCCAGCAAGGACAAUGAGGAUGCCUUUUACAACUCUCAGAAGUUCGAAGUCUUGUACUGCGGAAAGGUGACAGUGACCCACAAGAAGGCCCCUUCCAGCCUCAUCGAUGACUGCAUAGAGAAGUUCAACCUGCACGAACAGCAGCGCUUGCGUCUCCAGGGUGAGCGAGUCCCAGACCCCUGCGAGGAGCUGGUCCUGGAGGGCGAGGCUUUGGGGUCCCCGGGGGACAGCCUGCCGGAAGAGGAGGAGGAGGAGGAAGAAGAGGCCCAGGCAGAGGACAGCCGCCCCGCCCCGCCUGUCCUGGCCAGCGCCCGGGUGUGCGUCCCCGAGCGGAUCUUGGAAGACUGUGGCUUUGAGGAGCAGCCGCAGGAUUUCCGGACCCGGUGCAGCAGCGUCACGGGCGUCCUGCAGAGGAAAGUUCACGAGAACGGCCAGAAGCCUCAGGCGCGCCGCAGACACGCCAGUGCCCCAAGUCACGUGCAGCCCUCGGAUUCGGAGAAGAACAGAACCAUGCUCUUCCAGGUUGGGCGAUUUGAGAUUAACCUUAUCAGUCCAGACACUAAGUCAGUUGUGCUAGAAAAGAAUUUUAAAGAUAUCUCCUCUUGUUCUCAGGGCAUAAAGCAUGUUGAUCACUUUGGUUUCAUCUGCCGGGAGGCUCCAGAGCCUGGGCUGAGCCAGUACAUUUGUUAUGUGUUCCAGUGUGCCAGCGAGUCCUUGGUCGAUGAGGUCAUGCUGACUCUGAAGCAAGCUUUCAGCACGGCUGCCGCGCUGCAGAGUGCCAAGACCCAGAUCAAGCUGUGUGAGGCCUGCCCUAUGCACUCUCUGCACAAGCUCUGUGAAAGGAUUGAAGGUCUCUACCCGCCGAGAGCCAAGCUGGUCAUCCAGAGGCACCUCUCGUCCCUGACUGACAAUGAGCAAGCCGACAUCUUCGAACGAGUUCAGAAAAUGAAGCCGGUCAGUGACCAGGAGGAAAAUGAACUUGUGAUUCUGCACCUGAGGCAGCUGUGCGAGGCCAAGCAGAAGACACACGUGCACCUCGGGGAAGGCCCGUCGACUAUUUCAAAUAGUACAGUCCCAGAAAAUGCUACAAGCAGUGGAAGGUUCAAACUUGACAUUCUGAAAAAUAAAGCAAAGAGAUCCUUGACUAGCUCUCUGGAAAAUAUCUUCUCAAGGGGAGCCAGCAGAAUGAGAGGCCGGCUUGGAAGUGUGGACAGCUUUGAACGGUCCAACAGCCUUGCUUCGGAGAAGGACUACUCACCAGGGGAUUCUCCACCCGGGACACCACCGGCCUCCCCGCUGUCCUCAGCGUGGCAAGCUUUCCCUGAAGAGGAUUCCGACUCCCCGCAGUUUCGAAGACGGGCACACACAUUCAGCCACCCGCCAUCAAGUUCAAAGAGAAAGCUGAACCUGCAGGACUUGAGGGCUCACGGGGUGCGUUCCCCUCUGCUGAGGCAGAGUUCCAGCGAGCAGUGCAGCCUCCUUCCAUCAGCUCGACGCAUGCACAAGGAGAGUAACUCUUCCUCCAGUCUUCCAAGCCUCCACACCUCCUUCUCUGCCCCUUCCUUCUCUGCCCCCUCUUUCCUGAAAAGCUUUUACCAGAAUUCAGGUAGACUGUCCCCACAGUAUGAACAUGAAAUCAGUGAUGGAGAAGGGAGGAAACGGACCUCAUCCACCUGCAGCACCGAGUCCCUAAACGUUGCGGGAACCCCCAUCAAUUCUCCUCGCAGAAUUUCCUGGCGGCAGCGCAUUUUCCUGCGGGUUGCAUCGCCCAUGAAUAAGUCCCCUUCGGCCAUGCAGCACCAAGAUGGUCUGGACAGGAAUGAGCUUUUGCCGCUGUCUCCUCUCACUCCCACCAUGGAGGAGGAACCGCUGGUGAUAUUCUUGGCCAGUGAUGAUGAUCCAGAAAAGGUUGAAGAGAAAAAGAAAUCUAAAGAACUAAAGAGUUUAUGGAAAAAAGCAAUACAUCAACAAAUCUUGUUGCUUCGAAUGGAAAAAGAAAACCAGAAACUUGAAGCAAGACGAGACGAACUCCAGUCCAGGAAAGUGAAGUUAGAUUAUGAAGAGAUUGGAGUUUGUCAGAAGGAGGUCCUAAUAACAUGGGACAAGAAGCUGUUAAACUGCAGAGCAAAAAUACGAUGUGAUAUGGAAGAUAUUCAUAUUACUCUUAAAGAAGGAGUUCCCAAGAGUCGACGAGGAGAAAUUUGGCAGUUCCUAGCUUUGCAGUACCGGCUGCGACACCGGCUGCCUAAUAAGCACCAGCCCCCUGACACGUCCUACAAGGAGCUUCUAAAGCAGCUCACCGCUCAGCAGCACGCGAUCCUGGUGGACUUGGGAAGGACAUUUCCUACUCACCCUUACUUUUCAGUACAGCUUGGGGCAGGGCAGCUAUCUCUUUUUAAUCUUCUGAAAGCAUAUUCUUUGCUGGACAAAGAAGUGGGCUACUGUCAGGGGAUCAGCUUUGUGGCCGGAGUCCUGCUUCUGCACAUGAGUGAAGAGCAAGCCUUUGAAAUGCUGAAGUUCCUCAUGUAUGACCUAGGCUUCCGCAAGCAGUACAGACCUGACAUGACCUCACUCCAGAUUCAAAUGUACCAGCUGUCCCGGCUCCUCCAUGACUACCACAGAGAACUCUAUAAUCAUCUUGAAGAAAAUGAAAUCAGCCCCAGUCUCUACGCAGCCCCUUGGUUCCUCACGUUGUUCGCCUCUCAGUUUCCACUGGGAUUCGUAGCCAGAGUCUUUGAUAUCAUUUUCCUUCAGGGAACUGAAGUUAUAUUUAAGGUUGCAUUGAGCCUUCUAAGCAGCCAAGAGACAUGCAUCAUGCAGUGUGAAAGCUUUGAGAACAUUGUUGAAUUCUUAAAAAGCAGGCUACCUGAUAUGAACACUUCAGAAAUGGAAAAAAUUAUUACCCAGGUUUUUGAGAUGGAUAUUUCUAAACAGCUGCACGCCUAUGAGGUGGAAUACCAUGUGCUGCAGGAUGAGCUCCAGGAAUCAUCAUAUGCCUGUGAGGAUAACGAGCCUUUGGAGAAGCUGGAGAGGGCCAACAGCCAGCUGAAAAGACAGAACAUGGACCUCUUAGAAAAGCUACAGAUGGCGCAUGCUAAGAUCCAGGCCCUAGAAUCAAACCUGGAAAAUCUUCUGACCAGAGAGACCAAAAUGAAGACUUUAAUCCGGACCCUGGAACAGGAGAAAGUGGCUUAUCAAAAGACAGUGGAGCAAAUCCGGAAGCUUCUGCCAGCCGAUGCCCUGGCCAACUGUGAAUCACUGCUGAAGGAACUCAACUGCAACCCUAACAACAAAGCUAAGAUAGGAAAUAAGCCAUAAUUCAGGACAUGUGGUUGGAGCAGAAGGUGCUUCUGAGAGCCCCAGGGAGGAAAGGCCAGUGUCCCCCUGGCCCCAGAAGGACACCUAUGUUGGAGGAACCACCUAUCGCCUGGGCUGAGCUGAGCCAGCAGGCAGCUGCCGCUCUCAUUAGAGCAUGCCAAUCCUAAGCCAUUGUACAGAUACAGACUGGUUUUUCUUGUUGCUGACUAUGUACAUAUAUAUAAAAUAGUCAUAAAGGGUUCCCGCUUUCAAAUAAAAUGAGUAGACUUAUUUAGAAGGCAAUUAUUUUUAAGUCUGAACUUCAUGAAAUCCACACCCAAGAAGUUCAACUGGAAUUCUCCUUGGGUACAUGUAAAAUCUUUUUGUCUUUAUAAAGUGAAAUAAAGCUAGAGCAUCUUUGUAUAUUGAGAUAUACUUGAAAACAAAAUGAAUGUAUUUUUUUCUCCAAAGAGCAGCAUGUUUCACUCAGUGGUGGAAAGGUGAAACCCUUUCUGUCACUUUGUGUAUCUGUGUUUGGUUCUGCUGACGUUGUCUGUAUGAGGAAGAUGGCUGCUAGUCGUGCUCCUGUGGGUUUUCUAGGAAGGUGAGGGAUUUUUUUUCCCUCUCCCUGCUUUGUGCCAAUCAGCGUGUUGCAUCUUCAUGCAUUUGAGUCUAACUAGGCUUCACGUUAGAAGUACAUGAGGAGAAAGCAUGACAUUGUGGAAGAGUCUCUCCGGCUCAAGGUAAAGAAAAAGAACAGGGUUGUUAAUUUUAUAACAGUUUAGACCAGCAUUGUUUGGAAAUAACAGGCCUCAAAAAUACAAGGCCAGUGUUGAUAACCCUUUGGGAGCUCUCAGUAAUACAAACGGCCUCCUGUGGCAUGCAUGCCAGGUGUUUGCCACCACUGAUUUAGGACUGAAAUUGUUCAGAUUAGUUCUCUGCCUGUUUAUAUAAAUGACCUACACAGUGGUGAGCAGCAGUUAGCAAGUGAUGAAGUUUAGCCAUAAACGUAGCUCUCUUAGAUCUCUCUCCCAUCAAUUUAGGAUGAUGAAAUACUGUCAUGAUUGAUGUGUCCAGGUGACUUACUGUGUUGAAAUCCUUUCCCCCCUUUGGCCACUGGAGAGAUGCUAGUAAGCACUUAAUGAUUUUUUUCCCUUCAAUUGAAAAAUUAAAAACGGGAAACGGUUAAGAAAAAAACAAGGAAAACCAACGGGAAGAAAAAAGAAAGUUGUAUCAGCUCAAUGAAAAGCCUGCGGUUCUGCCUUUGGGCUCCCAACUCCGUCACCUACCUACACAGAGCUUAGUAGGGGAUAUUCAAGCGUGCUGGCUAUAGGGGAGGAUAGUCACUUUCAGAGAACACAUGCAGUUAUCCAUUUCCUAGGUGAUUUUACAAUAGUGCCUCUAAAAACUGAUGUAGCAUUUUUGCCUUUCCUACCAGUAUUCAUCCUCAUUGCUCUUUUGUAGUCUUUGUAUUUCCACAGAUGGGUUAUUUGGGGUAAUUUUCUUCAAAGAGAUUUUGUUAUGUGUAAGCUGAAGUUUAUGAAAGAGGGCAAGAGUAAAGGUUUCAGGAAGUUUUGAUGAACAGAUGAAAAAAUAUCUGAAACCCUUUCAGUACGUAAUGUAUGUGAUGACAUUACAGAUCAGCAUGUCCUUCAAUCCAGGUGGUUUCUUAAGUGACAAUAAAAUCUUACUAAUAAAAUCUUAACUGCAACUUGUGGGUUCUAGAGAAUGUUGAUUCUAGGUGUCCCAUUUAGUUGAGGGCCACUAAUUGAUCUGUUGCUUGGGUUCUCUAGAAUUUUCCUUAUUUGUAGGAGUUUUUUUUUUUUUUUAAACAAAAUUAUGACAUCAUGUUUUCCUGUCAAGUGAUGAAAAUUGCCUUAUAGAUGUGAUAUGCAGUUGAGAGGAAGGAACUUUUAGUUGGGGAAGGAAAUCUUUUCUGUUAUCCAGUCUAAAGUAAACUUUAUUCUGGAAGUUUAAUCAAGAUGAGUUGCAUUAUGGUAUUCAUAUAGGUGACUUACAUCAUUUUCUUUUGAAAAUGAUUUUUUCAUUUGUGAUUUUUAAAAAAUGUACCAGUUAUACUCCAUGCAUUUUACAUCUUCAUCAGGUUAAUGUAAUGUCGUUUCCAAUAAAUACAUUGUUGCAGCUUC